UGCAAAUAAAAAGUUCGAAGGAGGAAAUAGGAAGUCGUUUACGAAAAACCAAGCACAAAGAAGAUAAACGGACAAUUUAAGACAUAAGACAAUGGCGGGUAUUAAAGCGCUGGUUGGGUUGUCCUUCAGUGGAGCUAUUGGCUUGACGUUUCUCCUGUUGGGCUGUGCACUGGAGCAGUAUGGGGUGUACUGGCCUCUAUUCGUCCUCAUCUUCUACGUACUCUCUCCGAUCCCCACCUUCAUAUCCAGAAGGCUCAGUGAUGACAGUGAUGCCACCAGCAACGCAUCCAGAGAGCUAGCAUACUUCUUCACUACGGGCAUUGUGGUGUCUGCGUUCGGGCUUCCCAUCAUACUGGCCCGGGUUGCAUUAAUCCAGUGGGGGGCCUGUGGCCUGGUGAUGGCCGGCAACGCUGUCAUCUUCCUCACAAUCCUGGGCUUCUUCCUGGUGUUCGGAGGGGGAGACGACUUCAGCUGGGAGCAGUGGUAGACCGUCUGUGGAUCUCUGGCACAAUCCCAAAUGGACCCCUACACCCUAUGCACUUGUGGAGAUCUGAGAUUUGACAGGUGUAAGUAAUAUGGUAAUAGCUUCACCUUGCCCUCUGAUAGGCUAGCUAGGUGGAAGUUUCACCAUAUUGUUUAAACCAAUCAAAUAUACUCUGAUCUCUGCAAGUGUGUAGGGUCUAGGGAUCGAUUGGGUCACAGGGACAGAGGGCGUCAGUCAUUCCUUUUAACAACAAGGUUACAGUGGUGGACGACAAAUAUGAUAAACAAAAAGCUACUACCGCCUAACGUCGCUACUAACUGACGUUUUAAGAAGUUGAUGCUGACUAUUUAAUGUCCUAAUGAGAAAGGGAUUGGUUGGUGAGAGAGGGUGACACUGAACAGUGUGUCUGGGAUGUUAAUGGACAAUGACACUGCGAUGUCUGUCCUUUCUCCUUUUUCGCUGACACCUGAUCAGUUUUUAUAGUACUCGCUCCAUUAUUCCCUUCAACCCUUUUGCCUGUUCUCUCCCCUAUGCUGAGGGAGAGUCAUUGAAAAGCAGUGUCCCGUCCAGAAACCGCCUCUACCCCCCCUAGGAACUUGUCGAUCUCUGUGAGAAGACUGGAUAGGUGUAAGCAUAUGGUGAAAUAUCACCAAGUGCAGCUAUUAACUAUCCAAGUCUUUAACAUCUACUCCAGUGUCUAGGGCAUAGGGUCUAGAGUGGUUGUUUCUGGACAAGGCCCACCUCUCUACAUUCAUAUCUAUAAAGCCAGAGGCUAGUUUCAGGAUCGUAACAACUUGUACAUGUAGAGGGAUACUGUUUCUACUUCAUUUAGGGAUUAUUCUGUUUGUUUGUGAAAAGAUAUCUUGCUAAUUUUAAGCGUAAGCUUUUCAAAUGAUCUACUCAUUCUUGCAGUUGAUUACGUGUGUACCUUUUUGUUUGUGGUUGUAUGUAUCCAUAUCUAUUUUAUAUGAUCACUUUGGGUGUGACUACAUAACCAGGUCAAGGUUUCUGUAGUUUGUCGUUUUCAACAUUUUGCUCCAAGACAAAAAAGCUUUAUUUCAGGCCCUUAUGGGAAUAUUUCCACCAAUACCAAAGGCCAUUUAAGAAAAUAAGGUAGACAUGAUUCAUUCCCCCAACUAUGGUUUCUGAUGUCUAUGAUUAGUAAAGACGUCAUUCAAAUUAAUUAUGAAAACACCAUUAUUAUGUUAUGCCAUUAUAAGCUGUUUUUUCCCCCACUGAGGACAGAAGCCAAAAUGGGGGUUUGUGAAUCAUGGUCUACAUUUGUAAAGGAAUGUUGAUUUCACACAUGGAAUGUAAACACUAUAUAUUUUGAGGUUUUUAGACCAGAUCUGUUUGUGUUCAAAUGAAGUGCCCACGUUUCUAUUCACCAACAAACUAAUUCACAAGUGCCUGUUAAAUAUCAAUUUUUUACUUAUUCAAAAUGUUUUUAUAGAACUUAUAAAAGUCACUUUUUACAUUCUAUAUUGGUAAAGCCUGAGAACUCAUAGUACAUUAUAGAAUUAUGUUUUGAGAUAUUGCAAUUGGUGACCAAAUGUAACCAGACUACUUUAUACUGAGUGAUUGCAUGUUGCUAUAGCUAAGUAUGCAGUAUGCCUACUUACAAUCAAUGUCUUAUUUUCACUGGAGGGUCUAAUGAAGGAGUGUUUCAGGGAGAGUGGCCAUAUGCAACAACAACAAAAAAUACACGUUUCCAAUUCACUCCUGCGUAUAAAUGAUGCACUUGUACGUGUGUGUGUAGUAGGACAAAUAUAAGCACCCACCAAAGAAGAAAAAAGAUUGAACCACAUUGCUACAUGAUCUUAUCGUAUGAAUAUAAACGUUUUUUUUUUUAUGCGCUAUCGUUCAUCAUGAAGCGUUUGUGUUGCACAACUCUGUUGACUUUGUAUGUCAACUCAAAAUGUAACAUCACUUUCAAAACACUAGAGGGCACGAGAGAGACUUGUAUUUAAACUCCUGACAAAAACCUACACGUAGUCUGUUUUCUAACAUUAAUUAAAGCACUAUUGAAAUAAAAUAUUUCCUGUUUGCUUUUUAA
Coregonus clupeaformis (lake whitefish) is the source of this 2540-nucleotide messenger RNA. RefSeq names its product leptin receptor gene-related protein. Gene Ontology annotation, biological process: late endosome to vacuole transport via multivesicular body sorting pathway; negative regulation of growth hormone receptor signaling pathway. Gene Ontology annotation, cellular component: endosome. The record is from RefSeq and is a predicted model, not a curated record. The transcript has 4 exons. NCBI's taxonomy places the organism in Eukaryota, Metazoa, Chordata, Actinopteri, Salmoniformes, Salmonidae. Bases 92 to 487 code for a protein of 131 amino acids.